Messenger RNA from Closterium sp. Naga37s-1, 1995 nucleotides. The record is from the annotation of a GenBank genome assembly. NCBI's taxonomy places the organism in Eukaryota, Viridiplantae, Streptophyta, Zygnematophyceae, Desmidiales, Closteriaceae.
AUGACGAGCAAUUGCUUCUAUGGCGUCGGGCUCUACACGCUCCCGCUGCCGCUCGUGUCGGUGGUUGAAUACGGAGAGCAGAUCAUCCGAGUUGGCAGCCAGGAAUUGCUCCGCGGGCGCCCGGACCUGAUCGCGCGCGGGCUGUUCGGGUUCAACUUCUCCCGCUACGAGGGCAAGCGCGUUGUGACUAUAGAGGGCGAGCCGGCGCUCCCGUUUAUCGCGCGGUGGGCGGACAAGUACGUGGGGACGUUCCGCAGCGCGGGCGCGCGCCUGAACGCGGCGCUGGCGCACCGCACGGUGAAGGGGCUGGGGGAGAUUGACGGGAGUCAAGGCGCAUUCACGGUGCGCUCCAUUCCGCCACGGAAAGACGCGCUCACGAUGCUGAUCCACGUGAACCCUGCUUCCGCUCCCGAGCGGGUGGUGGUUCCGUGGAUCGCGGAUUUCCCGCGAGGCGCGUUCAGCGACAGCCGCAGCUACUGGCUCGCCUUUUGCCGGAAAGCGGGGGAGGGGGAAGAUGUGGGGGGAAGCACCACGGAAGGUUCCGCCGCUUCUGGCGGUGGUGGCGGUGGCGCUAAUGAUGUUGAUGAUAUCAGUAUUGUUAGUGGGAAUGCAAGUGGUGAUAAUAACGGGGGUGAUAGUAACGGGGGUGACAAGCUGGCGAAGGAAAAGGGAGAGCUGGGUAUCAGCAAGGCGGGUGGGCUGAGAGGUUUUUCCGUAGCAGUAGGUUCAGGUGGGCCGAAAAAACGAGUUCCUUUAGCGGAUGCGACUGUAGUGGGGAUGCUGGCGCCAAGGCGGGAUCUGGACCCGCCGCCCCUGAGAGUGCGGGAGGUGGGGGUGGUGGGGGAGGAAGGAGGAAAAACGAAAGGACUCAACUCUGUAGCUGAUGGUGCUGCCGCUACAGCUGGUGGUGCUGGGAGCUCGACUAUGGGUGACGCUGCUGCUGGGGGAGGUGCAUCUGGGGCGGGUGCGACUGCUGCCGCCCCUGCCGCCGCCCCAGCCGCCCCGCAGCAGACAGUGCGGCUGUCAGCAGACGGCGAUCUGUUCCCCGUGCUGCUGCUGCCGGAUGAAACAGCAGUCGUGUGGCUGCACACGUUCAGCACCAAGGGAUUGGAUAUCUCUGCUACCGGCCUCACUCCCUCGCAGUAUCUCUACGCGGAGUCAAUGCGGGCCCUCAGCCUUGCCACGAGGCGUGGCAAGCGAAUUGUGCUGGACGUGCGGGGAAACAGCGGAGGCAUUAUCCAGACCGCCUAUGGAGUGGUGAGGGCGUUGGCAGGGCCUGCUAAGACCCCCCCCGGGCAGCUGCAGAUGCCUCAGCAGCUGAUGAUCGGAAACGAGUACACUGCGCGACUCAUUAGAAGCAGCGCCACAUUCUUUUAUAACGCGUCGAAUUAUUGCAACGAGGCAGAGACCGCUGGGUUGAAAGGACCCGCGGAUUUUGGGCCGUUUCAGGAGAUUCAGUACUCGACGGACGGGCAGGCUGGAAAAUAUUCUGCCCGGGUGAAGCUGACCGAGAUGCUGACGCUGUACGACCAAUCAGAUGAUUUCAGCGGGCUGCCCAUGGUGGUUGUUUCUGACGGAACCUGCUUCUCUGCCUGUGCGGUUCUAACUCACAUCCUAAAACGGAAAUUCAACGUCCCCAUGGUGACUGUCGGAGGGCUCAAGGACCGGCCAAUCGCAGUGAGCUCGUCGUGCCUAGGUGGCACGCUCGGGUCGCUCGACGACGGGAUCUCGCUGCCACUUGUCGGCACGCCAUUGGCCGACGAUCCCAGAGCUACCAAGCCAUUCAAAAUGCAGAUCGACCUGGCGUUUGCGAUGCUGCAGGCAUACGGGUCUGAGAAAGGCGACAAUCAAGGAGUGGGUGGAGGGCAAGAGAUUCCGUGCGAGUUUGAUUUCUUAGAGGCGGACGCGCACAUUGAUUUGAGUAUGGAAAUGGUGGAGCUGCCUAAAGUGCUAUGGGCUGCUGCGGCGGCCCUGCUUCAAAAGGGGAUGAGAUGA